AUGUCAAGAGUAACUUCCAAACCACCAGUAUUACCUCCUUUAUUAAUUCAUAAUUCUCCUUAUUCAGGAAUAAAAGAUAUUGACUCUUCUGUAUGGUCAUUAACUAGUACUAGUGAUUCGACAACCUCUACUUCUUCUACAUUUUCUUCCAGUACUGUGACUCCUCAACAAUCGCAACAAACAAAUUUGAGGGAUACUCGAAUACCAUUCACAUUAUUGAACAAUAACAUCAACAACAGUAAUAAUAAUGCUAAGAGACGAUGUCAUUUAACAAGAAAUAGUAAACCAAGAACAUGUAAAGAAUUAUGGAAUUUGCCAUGGAUGGAUAAAGAGAAUGGUAAUAAAUUGACAGCGAAAUUUUGGUUUGCUUUAUUGUUAAUAAUUAUUUUAUUGGUAAUAUUGAGUAUUGUUGCUGAUGCUAUUCUUAUAGCUACCAUUUUGGCAGGUGUUAAACGUUCAACUGGAUUAACUCGAAUUGAAAAUGCAGCAUUACGAAGUGUCGUUGAAAGUUUUCUUGGUAUUGGUGAAUGGUUAUUUGAUAAAAGUAUUGGAUACGUGAGUACUUCGGAAUAUUUUGAAAGGAGACGAAAUGGAAAUGAGAAUAGAGUGUUAAGAGAAUAA
This is a messenger RNA of Dentiscutata erythropus, 621 nucleotides long. The record is from the annotation of a GenBank genome assembly. Lineage: Eukaryota; Fungi; Glomeromycota; Glomeromycetes; Diversisporales; Gigasporaceae.